Messenger RNA from Racocetra persica, 800 nucleotides. NCBI's taxonomy places the organism in Eukaryota, Fungi, Glomeromycota, Glomeromycetes, Diversisporales, Gigasporaceae. The record is from the annotation of a GenBank genome assembly.
GUAGCCUGGUUGUGGCUCUGGGUGGAGGAAUUUUUUGGUUAGGAAAAAAAAUGGGUGCCAAAAAUAAAGCCAGCCAAACCAAGAUUUACCAACAAAGAGUUAAAUUAGAAAAAGAAUUACAAGAAUUAAACGAGCAAUUACAAAACGAAAAUGACCCCACCAAAAAACAAGAAUUAGAGCAAAAGGCCAAAGCAAUAGAACAACAAAUCCAAAAUCUAGGCCAUAAUUCCCCCAACCCGCCGAUUAAUCCAGGUGGCAAUGGACAGCAACCGCCAGUUAAUAAUAAUAAAACCCACCGGCAAAUUACUGUCAAAUACAAUACCGAAAUAGGUGAUAAUCAAUAUAAUUUUUCUUUUUACGAGGAGGAUGCCACGGAAAAAAGAGGAAAUGGUUUCAUUUUUGACGAGAAUAAUGAUAAUUUUCAAUUAAUACCUAUAAACACGGCUCCCUCGCCCUCUAAAAAUCCGAGUAAUGACCCCAACUCUGUCCGAAUAGAGGAGGAGGAAAUUAAAAUUGAAUAUUCGUUUUACAAUGACGAAUACAUAAAAUUUAACAAUUUUUUGAUACCGAUGGGCGAUUUGAGUAAUCCGAUGCAUAUAUUUAUUUCUAGAAAUAAUCCUGUUUGGGGCUGGAGAAACUUGGACCAAACCAAUUUACGAAAAACUCCUAAUUUUAAAAUUUCUUUCUCACCCAAAGACGCUUCUAAAUAUAAAGAUUGGAGGGGGACUAGUGCUAGGGUUCAGGAGUAUUAUUUUGACAAAAACAACAACAAUUUUACUUUGACACCAUUGGGAAAUUGA